AAGUGCCCAAAUAGUGAAUUUAAAUAUUAUUUUUCUUUUUUGAAAAUAACCACGAAUUGUUACAAAUACGGCGAACCAACCAAGUUUUCGCUCGGCGAAAACUUUAUAUCGCAAUUUUUGUCAUCGACGACUAGCACGCUACUCGUUUUCAGUAUACGAUUUCUAUACACAAGUAAUAUUUUUAUCAAUAUCUGAAUAUUUGUGAGGAUUUUCUUAAGUAAAGGAGUGGAAGGAAAAAGUACUGAAAAUGUCGAAAAAACAUCUUCACAAUCAAGCGGCUAUACCGUUAGCUCCGGCGGUGUUUAAGAAACCUCAAAUGCGGCCGAUGAUAGUUGAAUAUGACCCCAAGAAAAAAGGAGUCAAAAAUGAUUUAUCAGAUGUCGUUAUGGUCAAGUACAAAGUUGACCCAAAUGAGAUCCCAGUGGAACAACAGGCGGGCUCCACCUUGCCCCUCAUGGAGAUCCCAGGCAGGGAUGUUGAGGCAGAUGAGGACUAUAACCCUUUCGAGCAUAGAAAACUGGCGCAUCCAACAUCGGAUAUGGAUACGCUUAUCCAUUUGCUGAAAGGAUCUCUCGGCAGUGGAAUCUUGGCAAUGCCUAUGGCGUUCCGUAACGCUGGUCUCUACUUCGGGUUAAUUGCUACGUUUGCCAUCGGAGGUAUUUGCACGUACUGCGUGCACGUACUGGUGAGGACAGCACAUGAGCUGUGCAGGCGGAUACAAAAGCCAUCAUUAGGAUUCGCUGAAGUUGCUGAAGCUGCCUUCUUAUCUGGUCCACCGGCUGUGCAUAAAUUUUCACGACUUGCCAAAGCUAUGAUAAACUGGUUCCUUGUGAUUGACUUACUGGGAUGCUGCUGCGUCUACAUUGUGUUCGUUGCCAAAAAUGUAAAGCAAGUGGUCGACGUGUAUGCCAAAGAUACCGACUGGUAUGGCGUAGACGUUCGUGUCUACAUGGCAGUUCUACUUCCUCUUCUAAUUCUUAUGAACUUGAUAAGGAACCUGAAGUACCUGGCGCCAUUCUCAAUGAUUGCGAAUUUACUGGUCGGCACUGGAAUGGGAAUCACUUUCUAUUAUCUUUUCCAAGACAUUCCCAGUUUGAGUGAACGUCUGCCCUUCACUCGUGUGGAGCGCUUACCGACCUUCUUCGGAACUGCCAUCUUUGCCCUUGAAGGAAUUGGUGUUGUCAUGCCCUUGGAAAACAACAUGAAGACUCCCACUCACUUCAUCGGAUGCCCUGGCGUGCUUAACACUGGUAUGUUCUUCGUGGUGUCUCUGUACGCAUUUACUGGAUUCUUUGGAUACCUGAAAUAUGGAGAGAACACCCAGAGCAGCAUCACCCUGAAUCUGCCUCAAGAAGAAGUACUGGGUCAAUGCGUGAAACUCAUGAUCGCUGUCGCCAUUUUCUUCACCUACAGUCUUCAGUUCUACGUACCAAUGGAAAUUAUCUGGAAAAAUGUUCGCCACUGGUUCGGGGCCAAGAAAAACCUUGCUGAAUACAGCAUCCGAAUUGGAAUCAUCAUCCUGACUUUGUCCACGGCUAUCGCCAUCCCUAAUCUUGGACCUUUCAUCUCACUGGUCGGCGCUGUCUGUCUCUCAUUCCUUGGUCUCAUUUUCCCUGCUGUUAUCGAAACUGUAGCUUUCUGGGACAGACCCAACGGUCUGGGUCGUUUCAACUGGAUUCUCUGGAAGAACAUGUUCUUGGUAUGUUUCGGAAUUCUCGGUUUCUUAACGGGAGCAUACGUCAGCAUUUUGGAUAUAAUCCAUGGUGAGGAAUAAGAACAGACGCGCAUGACCAUUUCAUAGAAUAAGCUCAAUAGAUAUGAUUUUAAGUUAAGGCCGUUUUUUAUAAGUGUAACAAUGGCUUCGAUGGGUUAAAUUGAUUUAAUAUACCUGAUUUCCAUUAAGAAAUAUUUUUGUAAUAUCUACUAGUGAUUUUAUAUGUUGAAUUCAUAUCAUUAAUAAAAAAAACUUUUCAAUAUUUGAAAGUACCGAACUCUGCACAAAACUCAUCAAAACUUUGUUUUAUAAAAUUGUCGACGCAAAUUAUUGUAAUGUUAAUUAUCGCUUUUAGAAUUUUUAUACUAUUUGUGGUUAUCGCCACAAUAAUUUUGUAUAGCAAAGUUGUAUUAUCUACAUAUAAUUGAGUUAUUGUAUUUUAAUGCUCAAUUUGUAUAACGAUAACGUGAGAUUAGAAGUAUCUACCUACUAAUUUACAUUUUGAUUUGAAAAUAGUUGAUGCGAAGCAGGUUGUGUAUUCUUAUAUAACUUUCAUUUAUUUAGCCCCGAAACUCUGUAGCCAUUUUAGUUGUAAGCGAAAUGUAGAUAAAUCUACUUUUAUUGAAAUGCGUGACAAUUUGUUUAGUGCAUUAUUGAAAUGUGAUACGUGUUUAGGUUAAAUAAAAGGCAUUAUGGUAUUGGAAAAAUGACUUUUAAAACAAAAUUAAUGGUUUCGAAAAUAGACAAUAUUAUUAAUAAUAAAUGUAACUAGUUUUUAGCAAAAUUUUCGAGCUAGGCUACAGCUUGCCGAGUCUUUAAAAUGGAUUACAAUUUUGGGGUCAAAUAGUAGAAACAUUAUUCGUGAUAAUAAUGAUGACAUUUCCAUUACCAAAAAACCAUAUUAUAGUUAAGUAUAUAACUGCUUAUGUAGUAUAAAUAUUCAUAUCGAGCUUUUUGGAAAAUUAUGAACUGAAGCAUUUAUCUAUACUUACGUACCUAUAGGUACACAUACAAGAUCUUCCAUCGAGAACAUUAUUGUUAUAGAAUUAAAACAAAAAACUCUGGCGAAAAUGUUGGUAAAAUCUCAAUAUUAGAUACAUUAUAUGUACCUAAAGACUGGUUUAUAAUAUUGUAUUUUUUUAUUGUCACAAAAAAUAUAUUCUCAAUCGUCCUUCGUUGUCUCAAAAUUAAACUCUAGAGUUAAGAAGAUAAGAUUAUAAACGGGUUGCACUUUCAGUUGAAUUGAUUACGUGCUGAUUGGUGAAGCAGCCUUGUUGUUCCUCGUACAAGUUUGAUUCUGAAUAUUUAUUUAGACACUAACAGAGCGAAUGUUUAUACGAAUGACUAAAUUUGUAAGAUUAAAGAAACCUAUUAUCGUGUGAUAGUCAUUCUGAAUUAAUUGAUAGGUAUAAGCGUUUAACUAGCUAAAGUUGGGAUGUUUACCCAACUUUAAAAAAAAUGAUUAUUGUUAACUAAGGACGUAUUGUUCAUCCCCGCUGUUUUGGCUCUUUUAUUUUACCCAACUUGUUGGCAAUGAGGGUAAUGUGUUUUAGGAAGAUGAUUUCGACUUCCGACGUAUAUGAACAUAACCACAGCAUUUGGGGAAACACCUAAUAGUGAUUUAAUGUAUGUUAAAAAUCAAUUAGACUUCUAGUAACUAUAAUAUGUCCCAUGAAAUACAAUUUCACUAAAUUUUCAUACAUAGUUGAUGUCAAUUCAGAAUCUGAAACAUAUUUUCUAAAUUCAUAUAUUUUUUUAUUUUUCAAGGAGUUUAAAUAUUGUGAUUAUUUGCUACACAGAUUAUACUUUAAAAAAUGGAACUAUUCAUGGGAUGUCAUUCCUAUAUAUUUGGUAUUAUGUACCAACCUACCUAUUUUAGAUACAUAGAAGUGGUUGUUUUGUUACAGUAUUAAAUAAAUACGAUUUAAGGACA
Molecule: messenger RNA, 3647 nt
Organism: Spodoptera exigua (beet armyworm)
Lineage: Eukaryota; Metazoa; Arthropoda; Insecta; Lepidoptera; Noctuidae
Source: the annotation of a GenBank genome assembly